This is a messenger RNA of Carlito syrichta (Philippine tarsier), 362 nucleotides long. Its product is annotated as NADH dehydrogenase [ubiquinone] 1 alpha subcomplex subunit 5-like. The record is from RefSeq and is a predicted model, not a curated record. NCBI's taxonomy places the organism in Eukaryota, Metazoa, Chordata, Mammalia, Primates, Tarsiidae. The transcript is spliced from 3 exons. Gene Ontology annotation, biological process: respiratory electron transport chain. The coding region runs from base 1 to 297 and encodes 98 amino acids.
AUGCACACAGAAGUGUGCUGUUCAUAUGAUACUCUCUGCUCUCCACCCCCACUUGUGUGUGUGGCAGUGGGGGUGCUGAAGAAGACCACUGGCCUCAUGGGAUUGGCUGUAUGUGACAUUCCACACGAGGAACCAGAUGUUAAGAAAUUAGAAGACCAACGUCAGGGUGGCCAAAUAGAAGAGGUGAUUCUUCAGGCUGAAAAUGAACUAAGUCUGGCGAGAAAAAUGAUGCAAUGGAAACCUUGGGAGCCGUUAGUGGAAGAGCCUCCUGCCAAUCAGUGGAAAUGGCCAAUAUAAUCAUUAAAUGACUUUGGUGGGUUGAUGGGAAACUGAUGUAAUUAAACAUUCUGUUAUAUUAAAAA